Molecule: messenger RNA, 2583 nt
Organism: Diprion similis
Lineage: Eukaryota; Metazoa; Arthropoda; Insecta; Hymenoptera; Diprionidae
Gene: Mct1
Product: monocarboxylate transporter 12
Exons: 8
Coding region: 975-2564 (529 amino acids)
Biological process (GO): monocarboxylic acid transport; transmembrane transport
Molecular function (GO): monocarboxylic acid transmembrane transporter activity
Source: RefSeq, a predicted model, not a curated record
UGUAUACAAGUCUGGAAGUCGAUGACGGGUUUGCUCCGAAGAGAAUCUCGCGCGGAGCGUUUCGCAAAUGCUGAUUACAGCCUGUACAGAUACAGAAAGCAAGAAUUCGGAGCAAAGCCGUUAAUGUGCGGCCUUUUCCCGACUGCCAACAGUCAGUCAGUCAGUCAGUCAGUCAGUCAACAUCAAAUCAUCGUGGCUGCUUGUACCUCGCGGGGUAUUCUUGAAGUUUACCAUUAAAACCACGUGCUGAUUGUGGCUAGAAGCAGCGUUGUAACAGUAUUGUAUUUAUAGCUAUAUAGACGUGAAUAAUCUACGAAAAAUAGUUUGAACUUGGUGCAGUUUGGUUUUAACCUUGAGUGGUGAACUUCGAUCCGUGAACUCUGGCUUCAAAGGGAUUAUGGAAAAUUUUUUGCAUGCUUACUCAUACACGACUCGUAAUUCUGUUUGAGACUCUGAGUAUAAUGUGUGGCUCUCUUAUCUUGGAAAACGGCUGCUGCUGACUACUUAGUUCUAUUUGGUGUAAUCGGUAUUACACUAACAAAUUUCAAGCGGAUAGUACCUCAUGCGGUAUUGAUUUUCAGUCCAUCGAUCAUUUCACCCAAAGUUUUUGCUCUUUCGUGAACAACUGUAAUGUGAUUCUGUAUCGGCCAACGUAAUAACCUAUGGGGACAAGUUUUUUUAAUGGAAAUGUUUAGGUGACCGAAAAGUUUUAUUUUUAUUCAUUUUUAUCGAUAAAUAGGGCCGAAUGGUUAAUUGUGAUGUAAUUGGACUUUAUGUGAAAUUUCACCGCGUGUCGUGGAAUCGAUUUUUUUUUACUAUAUUCGUAUGAGUGACUCUCUCUAUUUUACAUCUAUUAUCGGAUCUCAACAACCAAUUUAUGGUAUAUUUUUUUCGCGUCACUGUUCAUUUUUUAAUGCAAAUAUUUUACUCAUUGAAUAUAAACACAAAUAAAUAAAACAAACGGCGAUCGCAAAAUGGCACACGAGCCGGUAAAGAGCAAGACAAAAAAGAACAUGGAAGUGGAAAAUCCUCGGAAAUCCGAAAUCAACAAAGAGGACGAAGGAAUUACACCGCCGGACGGUGGAUGGGGAUGGGUCAUCGUAUUUGCAUCGUUUAUGAUACACGUCAUCACUGACGGAGUUACGUAUUCCUUUGGAUUAUUUUACGUCGCUUUUCUCGAUUACUUCGAAGAAGGGAAAGGUAAGACGUCCUUGAUCGCCUCGCUCCUCGUCGGCAUCACAUAUUGUUCAGGACCCAUAUCCAGCUCUUUCGUAAACAAAUAUGGAUGCAGGACAGUCACUAUCGCUGGAACCAUACUUGCCAGCACCUGUUUACUGGCUAGCGUUUUUGCUCAAAAUAUUUUGAUGUUAUGUUUUACAAUCGGAAUCGGCACAGGUAUAGGCUUCGGGCUUAUAUACUUACCAGCCAUUGUCAGUGUGACCUGUUACUUCGAGAAGUAUCGUUCCCUGGCAACAGGAAUAGCAGUGUGUGGUUCUGGUUUGGGAACUCUCGUGUUCGCGCCUUUGACAGGACUUUUGAUAUCGACAUACGGAUGGCGUGGCGCCACGUUAAUUAUAUCAGCAUUGGUUUUAAACUGCAUAAUACUUGGUGUGCUUAUUAGGCCACUAGAAGCACCAAAGAAGGAUAUUUCACUGCAGAGUUUACAUUUCAAGGAGAAUGGAUCUGUUGUCAAAGUCGCUGUUCAAAAUGAAACGAAAGUAUCACAAGCGACUGAUAGCAGACAGCGGAAUACGAUUACUCAAAGUCUUGUAAAGUACACCGCAGUUAAGACGGAGGAUGAUGUUGGGAAUAAUUUGCGUGCAGCAUUGAGCCAGCCGAUUCUUCUGACCAAAAGUCUUGGCAAUCACACUCAAAGCAUGACACGAUCAUACGGUAGCUCCAUAAUGAACCGCAGAGACAUAUUUUAUCAAGGCAGUUUAGAUAACGUUCGAGCUAAAUCGUACGUAUCUGACAAUACUGAAAUGAAAAUGCGGAAUUAUUAUGGAUCUCUGGAGAAUAGUGUUGAAAAUGUGAGAUUGCACUCAUCGUUGAGGAGCUUACCGAAUGGGAAUGCAAAACAUUCCGAUAACUAUGAAAGACCUUCAAACGUUGAAGAAAAUGUAGACAUAUUUUGUGAGAUGUUGGAAUUCUCACUACUGAAAGAUCCAGUAUUUGUGCUGUUCACACUUUCCAACUUUUGUACCAGUAUUGGGUUUAAUAUUCCCUACGUGUAUUUGGCGGCUCAAGCUGAGGAGCGAGGAAUCCCCAAGGAUGACGCUAGCUGGUUACUAGGCAUUAUUGGGAUAGCAAACACUUUUGGUCGUAUCAUACUUGGUUAUGUCUCCGACAAACCCUGGAUUAACCGUCUCAUAGUCUACAACAUAUGUCUCACUAUCUGCGGUAUCGGCUGGUUACACGAUGGAUUGGGAUCCUACGAUCCAGGCUUUUGGGUUGCUGGCUCGAUGAUUGCGAUUAGUGGACUCAUGCUAUUUUUCAUACCUCCACUCCAGAGGUACUUACGAAAGAAAGCAGAAAAGUCGCAAAGGAUAGACUUUGUAUUCUAGCAUAAAUUACUGUAAAUCG